UAUGAUUUUUAGGUUAUGUUUACGUUACUUUGCAAAUUAUUUCGCUGAAAAAUGUUGUUUAUGAACGUUUGGAGGAACCUUCAAAAAACAAAUGCAGCGAAAAGCUAUUCGACGAUGCAGGAGAAACAAGUAAAAAUUCAUGGGAAAACCAUAAAUUAUAUUAAAAGUGGUUCGGGUGAUAAAACUCUGCUAUGCUUUCCUGGGGCUUUAGGAACGAUUUGGAGCGAUUUCAAGCCGCAAAUUGAAGGCUUAGAUAAGGAAAAAUUCACUGUAAUUGCCUGGGAUCCCCCUGGAUAUGGAGGUAGCCGCCCUCCCAAUAGAAAUUUUACGAGUAGUUUUUAUAGGGAUGAUGCCGAUAUGGCUUAUAAGUUUUUAAAGGCUAUAAACGUUAAUAAAGCUAGUUUAUUAGGCUGGAGUGAUGGAGGUAUAUCGAGCAUGAUUCUAUCAGCAAAAUAUCCAGAUAUUGUGGAUAAAUUAAUCAUUUGGGGGUCGAAUUCAUACAUUUUGCCAGAGGAGAUUAAAAUUUACGAAAAAAUGCGAGAUUUGACUAAGUGGUCAGAUAAGAUGAAAAAUCCAUUGAUAAAAUUGUACACUGAGAAAGGCCUUGAGGAUUUGUGGGGCGGUUGGUGUGGCGCCGUUCAUAAUAUUUUUGUAAACGGGGGAAAUAUUUGCAAGGAGGAUUUGGGAAAAAUUAAAUGCCCCACGUUAAUUUUGCAUGGGGAUAAAGACCCCAUGGUGCAUCCUGAACACCCUGAAUAUUUGUUUCAGAAUAUUAAAAUGGCCAAAUUGCAUAGAUUUCCUGAUGGAAAACAUAAUAUUCAUCUGAGAUAUGCUGAAGAAUUUAAUAAGAUAGUGACUGACUUUAUUUUAUUAGAAUAAACAAUA
This is a messenger RNA of Brassicogethes aeneus, 885 nucleotides long. NCBI's taxonomy places the organism in Eukaryota, Metazoa, Arthropoda, Insecta, Coleoptera, Nitidulidae. The record is from the annotation of a GenBank genome assembly.